AUGUCGUGGAGGUAUGAGGAAGUCACAGUUGCGUGUGGUAAGGCUUUAAGUGAGGAGCGAAACGGGCGAAGGCGCUUCUUACUUAAUGUAAUAGCAAAAGACCUUGCUGAAUUAGGGUCCAUUGUGGGGGAAAAAACCGGCCAAAAAGUACAUGAAGCUAAUGGAGAAGCUUCCCUACGGACCGAUAACAAUAAUAUAGGGUCAGAGGAUAGCUUACUUAGUCGCGUGGGUUUUGUUACACAGUUGGUUCUUGUGGAAAAUUGCGGGAGUCGUUUUUCAACCAAAGGAUUAAUAGCUCUACUGGAGUUUGCAGCUGUACUCCUUAAUUCAGGGCUUAUUCCUACCUCCCUGGUAUGUGUACCUCCUGAAAUAAGUAUACCUGAGAGUGCAUCCGGCCGCACAGGUGUUUUUUUUUCAAAACUUCUUGGCGGUGGGACAUGCGCAACAUGGCGUUCUGCGCAAAAUGCUUCCGUUGAAAGUGCGACUGCAGAAACUGAAAUAAAAAAUGAAGCAGUAAAUGUAUUUACUGCCGUGGUUGAAGGAAUAUUAGUAAUUGCACGACAUAUUCAGGGUAAGGACGUUAAUGAUCAACUCCUAUUUACGUUGGUUACGGCUCUUCAAGCAUCUGCAGUUCCUAGUUCUGGUCGUACAAGCUUAUCUGAGAAACAACGUGAUGACUACAAUAAUUAUUUUCUUGCCGUUCGGGGAGGUGUGCUCUUACAGGUAUUUAAGGAAUUAUUUGGAGUCGUUAAGAGAAACAACGUCAUUUUUCCUCUGGUUGAAGAAGCAAAGUCGGCGUUAAACUGCAUUGCAAAAACGUUGUCGAAAGCAAUAGAAUAUGAGACCACAGAAGUAAGUAAUGAAGAGGGUGCAGUAGACACCACAGCUGGCGGAGGAUACCAAACAGAUGCAGCUAGAAUAAUGGAGUACUGUUGUAGUUUAACAGGGUCCUCGGAGUCACCUUCCUGUUCUCCUCGAAAUCAAGGAACUACUGUGGGGGUUAUUGCUGUACCUAAUGAUACUUCUAUAAUGUUGCUUACAGCUCUUGGCAUUAUUCUUCAUUUAACUGUAAAUGGAGGGCCCACGUUUAGGAACUCAAAGACAAUUCUCUCUGUCGUGAAAUUUGCAGUUAUUCCUUGUACCUUAACCACCGCGUUGUUGAAGGACUUGGGUGCGUUUAGGCUCUCAGUGAAUGUUUUAUUGACUUGCACAAUGACUUUUGGACACUUAAUGGUGAAUGAAACUGAAACAAUUUUCCGUCACUUGUUUUUCCGAGUAUUGGAGUCCAAAACAAGCUCCUUAACGCAGAAGUCUAUUGUUGUAGAAGCGUUUCGUCGUUAUAUUGAAGAGCCACAAAAUCUGAUAGCACUGUUUCUAAACUAUGACUGUAAUACUUCUUCCCAAAGUGUUUACGAGCAGAUGAUUGGGUAUUUGGCUGCCUUAUCAGUGCCUUUUGGUAUGAAAAGGAAUGAUAUAACAGAUUGCAAUGAAACACUCUCUGGAAGGAUUGUGCUAGAUAUUUCAGUUCCGGAGCCACUUCAACGAAACGCAUUAGAGACUCUUCUAUUGGUUGUAUAUUCUAACCUUCAAUGGAUAGAACGAUUUGAAUGUGACCAAAACAUUUCCAUUGUCCAUGCUUCAACUUUCAAUAGUCAAUCAGGAAUACCAGAAUUGCCUAAAUCCUUGGAUAAACGUGUUGAACAUCAAGGAGAAAUAGUUGUAUCUGCUUCUGUUGAAAGUGGAAAUGAUCCGUUUGUUCAUGCCCUUCGAGUAAAAGAUGCUUUUCGGAAGUUCACGUAUCUUAUGAAUGAUGUAAAAGAUUUCAAAGCUGCAAUUGAGUUUUUAACUAAGGAACCUUUGUUGCUUCCAAGUCUAAGAGCGGAGGUGGGGGAGGAUGAAACAAAAUAUAGUAAAUAUGUGAAAGUUGGGGAGCUGGCCCUUCGGAGUGGAAUAUUGAAGCAUUCAGAAACGACAUCAAAUGGUCCUAUAAAAACUUCUGAGAAUCCGGAAGAAAUAUCCGUGUCUAACGCCGAAUCGAUUGCUCUUUUUUUAAAAGAGAAGGAAGACUAUAUUGACAAAUUGGUACUUGGAGAAUACUUUGCAAAAAGCUUUCGAGACCGGCAGAGUCGUAUGAUCUUUGUGAAGUGGAUUGAACAGCAUUCCUUUGCUGCUAUGACACUUGAUGCGGCACUUAGAUUGUUUUUAGGGGGUUUUAAGCUUCUUGGCGAAGCUGAAGUUGUUGACAAAACGAUGGAACUUUUUGCAGCACAGUAUUGCAAGGAAAAUCCUUCAGCUUUUCACUCCGCUAAUACAGCCUUUAUUUUGUCGUUCUCGAUUUGCAUGUUGAAUACCGAUGCCCAUAGCCCGCAUGUAAAAAACAAGAUGACACUUGAAGAGUUUACACGUAAUAAUAAGGGCAUUGAUGAGGGAAAUGAUGUGGAUCCAGAUUUAUUGAAGGGCAUUUACGCGCGUAUUGUAGGAAAUGAAAUUAAGCUUCGCCCCUCGAAGUUUGUAUCAAGUGAAAAAAAUAUUGGAACCAUCCUUGGUAAAACGUCUUCAUCUAGUACCAGAAUUUCUUCAGGUUUAUUGGAGUCAAUUCCUAUUUUGAAACACUUUGCACCUGUUGCAAGAAGAAUAACUGACACUGUUAUGAUACCUUUGGAUGCUGCAGGAAAUGCGCUUUUUAAUACCCUGCGUCGAAAACAAGAGGAAAUUUACCAAACUGAACUUCGUAGCGCCUUGAAAGAUGUAAUGGAAGCAUUGGAUACUGCCAAUGCACUCAAGUCUAGCUAUGUGGAAGCCACAAGAAUUGAGAAUGCGAUACCAAUGUGGGGGAUAACAGUAGACUAUGUGGUACGAUGCCUUUUGUGCGCAUUUGAAAAUUUUUUCUCCACCGCGGAGAGUACCGUUAUGCCUGCAGGCGUUCAAGGCUUCAAUGAUUCGACGCAACGAUACAUGGAUGUGCCCGAUAAUAGGGAAUAUUUUGAUCUUCUUCUUCGAGGUGUAGUUAAUACUAUUCGUGUAUGCUGCGAUUUUGGGAAUAUUUCUCAUGCAGAGGAUCUUAUCGAGCGUCUUUUUUCUAUUACUCAGCUUUCAAGCGUUGUGGUUCUUUCGCAGCAACCAAUACCUUGUGUAAGCAUUUCAAAUGGAAUUUCAAAACCAAGAAUUGAAUUAUUAGCUACAUUACUGAAUUUGUUUCUUGUAAAUGGUGCUUCAUUAACCACAAGGGGUUGGCGCGUGGCGUAUACUGGGGUUUCUCUCUUAGACCUGAUUUCCAACGGAUUGGAGGGGAUUUGGAGAAGACAGUGCCGAAGGCCACUUUUAGGUGAAGUUGACAAACCUCCUCCAGAUACUUGGUUUAAAAAUUUAGAAGAUGUUCCACCUUCUUUUGACAAAGGUUCGAUUCGAAAACGCGCUACAAUUUUGGAGGCUUUAAGAUGCUUUUCUUCUGUUGAUACGUGGCUAGAACGUUUAUUCGAUGCCACAAGGUAUCCAUCUCAAACACAGGCCUUUAUGUCAAAUGCACUGGUUUCUGUAUGUGAGAAUGAAUUAAGGUCUGCACGUACAUUUGCUCUUACAAAAUUAUUGGAUUUUUUAACUGUUUGUGCUUCAUUUAGUUCGCGAAUGCAGUGGAGAGAUUUAUGGACCAAUGCUAACAAAGUCUUCACUGUGGCUGGUACAAUGGCAUUCGACAUUGCAAAUUCUGCUUUGGGGGGAUUACGGAUUAUCGCACUUAGUUACCUCAUGCGUGAAGAGCUUUUGAAUUAUUCGUUUCAAAAAGAGGUUCUUAUGCCGUUUGAAUCUAUUUUGAUGGGUAAUCAAGAUGUCCAUAUUCGCCAAAAAGUAAUUGAAGUGAUAUCUGAACUUGUAGAGUUUCGUACCAGUCGUUUGGCUAGUGGAUGGAGUGUUGUAUUUUCAAUUUUGAGCCACUGUGCAAUGAUACCGGAAGUGGUUAAAUCAGCCUGGGAGCUUUCUGAACGUGUCAUUACCUUACAUGUUGCUCUCAUGAAAGAUUGUUUCGGAAAUCUGGUAUUCUGUUUGACAUCGUUUGCGUGUAAUAAAGUGGAUGAAGAGGUUGCACUAUUAGGUAUUUCGUACCUGAGGGCAUGUGGUCAUUGGCUUCAGUUUGGGUUAGAACCUCCUCCAGAAGACGUACGGAAUGCUAGUGCUGUAGCUGAAUGGUCCGGACGAUUUAAGGACGCUGAUAAUGAAGCAAAUGCAGCACAGUUUAAUGUUGGGUUACCACGGGUUACGCUCUCGACGAUUUCUAUCACUUCACAUCAAACGUUGGAAAAACCAAGAAGUCUUACAGCGAAAACAAAUUAUCAUUUAUGGAUGUCACUAUUGGAAGGAAUGAGUCCAAUUAUAUCACUUAAUCUUUCUGUGAGAGUUAGGGCGCAUGUCAUAUGCUCUCUUUGGGCUCUUAUUGAACAGUAUGCUGUAGCGUUUGCCACGAAUAUACAAGAAUCUCUUUUUACUGAAAUUUUAAGACCAGUUUUGUUUAACCUUCUUAUGCAUGUCCCAGUUGAUCGGGAAACUGUUAUCGAUCCAGUGGAUUAUAAACUAUUGGCAUUACUGACUCUCAAAAGCAUGUUUUUAGCUUGUCGUCAUCAUCCGCAUCUGUUACACCUGGCCUGUAAAACAUUUUUGACCAUUUGCACGUCAGCUUUUUCAUUGGAGCAUGUCCAAUCAGGUCUUAUAGAUGUGAUAUUGCGUAUAUGCGUGGAUCUUGACCCACGUGGAUUUGCUACCUGCCUGAAUUCGUCUGAAGCAACAUCCGAACUCUGGGUAAGCAGACUUCUACAUGAACUCCUUCAGGUUGGUCACAUUGAUGUUAUUCACUUUAAAAGAACUUCUGGAUGGAAUGAAUUACAUCAUUCAAUAGCCGCUACCACGCUUAGUAUAAAUUUUGAUUCCAAUAUGGGAGAUGAAGCGCGUACUAGGGUUAUUGAUACUGUUCUUACUGCCCUAAUUGACGGUGUAGCUGUUCAACUUUCAGCCACAAUGCAUCGUUGCAGCUCACAAGAAGAAAAAUUGCUGUGUUUUAGGGCGAUGCGACGAACUUAUCUAGUCAUUGCCUUGUUUUCUUCGGCUGAUUCCACUGGAAAAGUGUUUUCUCGGCUACUUACUGGAGUAUCUUUUUCCUCCUCUUCGACAAUUCCUGAGCAACAAUUGCUUAUUCCUUACAUAUGCGUGCUUAUCGAGUUUGUGUUUGUUUUGCGUUCCGCUCCGCCCAUACGUGAAGAAAUUCAGGCAUUACAAGAAGCCAUUAACGUAAUCUCUCAAACGAUUCGAGAAUCACGUGAGUUUUGUAUUCGGAGCCAGUCCGAGUAUAUCAGCGCUCUAGAGAAUGAAAAGGCAAAGGAGGGGACGGCAGGUGUUUUUAAAAAACAAAGAGGCCGAUCAUUUAUCGACAUAUUUCGCUCUGGCAGAGCUCCUUUGUCUUGUCUUUCACAAGACGUUUCCCACACCGUUGCGGAGCGAGUUCUUAACGAAUGGAGGUAUCUGACACACACUCUUGGGUUAAGAUAUGCUUUCACCUUUGAUGGUGUCACAGCAAAUUGCAUUACUGCUGACUGUCUGCACGACCUUAUACUGUUAUUCCCCAGUGAGUUGGAAGAAGAGCUAGUUGAGCCUUUCAUUUGCAGUUGUUGGGAGGAACUUGAUGUGGGGGUACCUCUCAUGGGAGUUUCCGCUAUAUCGCAGACUCUUAUUGUUCUUGAGCGAAAGAGGAGUCUACCACAUGCGUAG
This is a messenger RNA of Trypanosoma rangeli, 5751 nucleotides long. Its product is annotated as ADP-ribosylation factor guanine nucleotide-exchange factor 1(brefeldin A-inhibited). Gene Ontology annotation, molecular function: guanyl-nucleotide exchange factor activity. The transcript has a single exon. The coding region runs from base 1 to 5751 and encodes 1916 amino acids. Gene Ontology annotation, biological process: regulation of ARF protein signal transduction. Lineage: Eukaryota; Euglenozoa; Kinetoplastea; Trypanosomatida; Trypanosomatidae. The record is from RefSeq and is a predicted model, not a curated record.